UUAUAGUUUCUCAUCUCUUUGAGACUGAGAGCGAUACAAGUAUAAAUCCUUCUUUCUCUAUUCACCAAAGAAAAAGUACAACCCUCUUCUCCAUUCGAUUCAACUCAUUCACACCCUAUAUAUCUCUGUUCUCCCAACCAAUAACACUCUCGAUUCCACCCAAAUGGGCAAAUGGAACGAUCGUCUUCCUCGUAGAACCUUCCGUCAUCAAAAACCAUGGACGCCGCCGCAUGUCACUUACGAUUCAAAACCCAUCAUCGAUAAUGUGCCUGCUUGGGAGAAGAAAUUCUGCUAUAAGAUUGGAUCGGUACCAUGGAGAAAGAUAGUAAAUACCAAGGAUUUCAUGUCUUACUAUACUAAUGUUGUCGAUUGGAACGAUUCUGCUGUGAAAGAAGCAUUUGAUAAUGCGAAGAAACGGUUUUGGGCAGAGUUGAAUGGCUUUGAUUGUGAUAUACCAAUGCCUGACCCGGACAGUUACAUAGACGAAGUAGAUUGGAACCCGGUUAUUGAUUCUGAACUGAUGAAGGAAUUGGAGCGAACCUUUUUUAAUCCUGAUGAUGUGAGGCAAGAGAAUGAAAAUCAGUGUAAGAAAGAAGAUAUGAAGAGUAAAAGCUCAACUUCUGCUCCUGAUGGUGGUAAUGUAAAUCCUUGGGAAUCUAACAAUGCCGAGACUAGUAAAGAAGAUGGCUGGAACCAGUGGAAGAAUAAUAGUGCAGGUGUCCCGAUGAAUAUAGACGGUAAUGAGAAAUCUUGGCAAUCAAACAUUACUGAGAAAGAUACAAAGAAGGAGAACUCGUGGGGAGAUCAAGCGAAGAAAUCAUGGGGACAGGACUUGAUGGAAAUCCAGAGUUCUAACCAAAAUGAAAAUCCUUGGGACCGUGGUAAUCAGGGGUUUGCCAGUUCUAGCCAAAAUAGCGGAUGGGGUUCUUGGAACAAGGUUUGGGGCUUGAAUAAGCAUGAGUCGAGUAAUAUGGGAAAUAAUGAUGAUCCUUGGGUUUGUAGCUCUAGCCAAUACGGAUGGCAACAUAAAGGGCGAGAAACGACGGGUAGGAAACAUUGGAACCCUUAUAGUACUCAGAACAAAGGGUUCGGAAUUAGAAGAAGUGGCAAUAGCCGCCAAGUGUGGAACGAGGAUUUCUCUAAUAGGGUCGGUGGCUAUAGAAACUCGAGGUUUGGAGGAGAAGAAGCUCAAACAAGUUGGAGGGGAAACAAUAAAACAAGGGUCACCACCUACACUUGUGGUCAAUGAAGGAGAGAUAACAAGUACUCAUUGUUGUUUUGUCAAAAUAUUUAGCAAUUCUAACUUAUAAUUAUGCAUUGCUUGAUUGAAGCUUUGUUAUCUAUGGCUCUGUUCUCUGUCUUGUAAAGCACCGAAGGGGGCGGUAUGGAGCCAUCCAUCCCCAGCCCCAUAAAUUUGCACCAACUGUUUAUGCUUUUCAGUUAGAAGGGUAAUGAGUGGACAAUAAUGUAGCUUGUAUUUCAUUCUUUAAUUUACUUGCACAUACUAUAAUAUAAAAGACUUGAUUUGUUUAUUUCUAA
Messenger RNA from Cannabis sativa, 1539 nucleotides. RefSeq lists its product as uncharacterized. Lineage: Eukaryota; Viridiplantae; Streptophyta; Magnoliopsida; Rosales; Cannabaceae. Bases 164 to 1249 code for a protein of 361 amino acids. The record is from RefSeq and is a predicted model, not a curated record. The transcript has 2 exons.